Hemibagrus wyckioides is the source of this 2628-nucleotide messenger RNA. It is a transcript of the gene cpt2, whose product is annotated as carnitine palmitoyltransferase 2. The record is from RefSeq and is a predicted model, not a curated record. Gene Ontology annotation, cellular component: mitochondrion. The coding region runs from base 361 to 2349 and encodes 662 amino acids. The transcript has 5 exons. Gene Ontology annotation, biological process: fatty acid beta-oxidation. NCBI's taxonomy places the organism in Eukaryota, Metazoa, Chordata, Actinopteri, Siluriformes, Bagridae. Gene Ontology annotation, molecular function: carnitine O-palmitoyltransferase activity.
GCCAAUCAGAUGCAGCAGCGCCGCUUGACUUUGGCUCGCGGAAGUGGUGCCGAAUAAGGGAUAAAAAAAAGAGCCGGGGAUUUUGUUUUAUAUUUAUAAAGAGACUAAUUCGUGUUUGACUUCAGGUUAGAGGUGAAGUCUUAUAAAGAGGACUGUUUUCCUAGCACAUAAAGUGGUCCGUAUGUGAAUGACCUUAUUCUGCAUAUAGUAAGUCGUGUGUGUGGAUAGUGGGGUAUCUUUAUAGGCACAAAACGUCAAGUUCCGUUUGUAAAACCUUAACAGCUUUCAUUUAGCACCACUUUAGCAGUUCGUUUUUCGGCUUGCAAGCGAUACUAAGAUACUACGAGCUAGCAAAAAGAAAUGGCAUAUCUUCUCUCACUGAGACCCCUGGCAUUGAGGACUAGUUUUGCAUGGACGGCGCUCUCUGCAAAUCAUCGACCAUACAGCAGUAAAUAUGAAGGAUCUGAGUAUUUGCACAAAAGUAUUGUUCCGACUAUGCACUACCAGAAAAGUUUGCCGAGAUUGCCAGUUCCGAAGAUGGAGGACACGAUUAGGAGAUAUUUGGCAGCUCAGAAACCCCUAUUAAACCAGGAACAGUACAGUACAACAGAGAAACUGGCUCAUGAAUUUCAGAAUGGUGUUGGCAAGCAGCUACAUGAGGAGCUUGUGGCUCAGGACAAAAUAAACAAGCACACCAGCUAUAUUUCAGCUCCCUGGUUUGACAUGUACCUAUCUGCCCGUGAAUCUGUGGUCUUGAACUUUAAUCCUUUCAUGUCAUUCAACCCUGACCCCAAACCUGAGUACAAUAACCAGCUUGUUCGGUCUGCUAACAUGGUGUGUUCUGCGGUUCGGUUUAUGAAGACCCUGCGUGCUGGUCUCCUUGAACCAGAGGUAUUCCACCUAAACCCAGAAAAGAGCAACACUGAUACCUUUAAGAAGUUCAUCCGAUGGGUGCCGUCCUCCAUUUCAUGGUUUGGAGCCUACAUGGUAAAUGCCUAUCCGCUGGAUAUGUCUCAGUAUUUCCGUCUCUUCAACUCUACACGGAUCCCAAAACCCAAGCGGGAUGAGCUCUUCACUGACCAGAAAGGUCGCCAUGUGCUUGUCAUGAGAAGAGGAAAUAUGUAUAUAUUUGAUGCACUGGAUCGGGAUGGUAAUCUGGUGAAACCAGCAGAAAUCCUGUCACACCUCAAAUACAUCCUUGCAGACGCAACACCAGCUGCCUCUUUACCUCUAGGUGUUCUGACGAGUGAGAACAGGGAUGUUUGGGCUGGACUAAGGGAGAAGCUUGUACAGGCAGGGAAUGGUGAGGCUCUAGGUUUAGUGGACAAUGCUUUGUUCUGUCUGUGUCUUGAUGAGGAGGAAAUGCGUGAUCAUAUACACAUCUCCCACAAUAUGCUUCAUGGGGAUGGCUGCAACCGAUGGUAUGACAAGUCAUUUAGUAUCAUUCUGGCCAAAGAUGGACAAGCAGCCAUCAAUUUUGAGCACUCUUGGGGUGAUGGUGUGGCUGUCCUCCGUUUCCAAAAUGAAGUCUUCAAAGACACCACAGAGACUCCACUGAUCAGUCCUGGCACCCAACCUGCUGCUGUCAAUUCGGCUUCUGCUGUCCGGAGGCUGGAAUUCAAGCUAAACGCUGAACUGGAACAAGCAAUAAGAAAAGCCAAAGAGAACUUCCAGGCUGCUGUCUCAAAACUUACUAUUGAUGCCAUGGAGUUCAAACAAGGGGGAAAAGAGCAUUUGAAGAAGAAGAAGCUCAGCCCUGAUGCCAUUGCACAACUGGCUUUUCAGAUGGGAUUCCUGCGGCAGUACGGGCAGAUCGUAGCUACAUACGAGUCCUGCAGCACUGCAGCUUUCAAACAUGGCCGUACAGAAACCAUCCGGCCUGCCAGUAUACAUACACAGCGCUGUGCUGAAGCCUUUGUUCAACAACCUGGUCAGCACAGUGUGGAGCAGCUCACAAGUCUGCUGCAUGCCUGCUCCAAAUACCAUGGGCAGCUUACAAAGGAGGCAGCCAUGGGACAAGGAUUUGACCGGCAUCUUUUUGCCUUACGCUACCUGGCAAAUUCUAAAGGAAUGCCUCUGCCGAGUCUGUACCAGGACCCAGCUUAUGCAGCCAUAAACCACAACAUCCUGUCCACCAGUACACUCACUAGCCCUGCUGUCAGUUUGGGUGGCUUUGCCCCCGUGGUCCCAGAUGGUUUCGGAGUGGGCUACGGUGUCCAUGAUGACUGGAUUGGUUGCAACGUUUCCAGCUACCCUGCCAGGGACGUCCAUGAAUUUCUCAGAUGUGUUCACAAGUCUCUGGAGGACAUUUUUACUGUUCUUGAAGGAAAGCCAAUUAAAUCCAGCUAGUAUAAACGCUAAUGUACUUCAGCUGAAUGAGAAGGAGUUUUGAAGAAUCAUUUAAAGGACUAAUUCUAGAGUGCUCAGUGGUUAAUUUUUGUUGAUUAAUGUAUAGUUCUUUGUCUGCAGUUGUUUGAGUAGAUCAGCUCCUCUGGACUUUCAAUUCUGCCUAACAAUCAAUUAAAAUGUUCUGCAAAUUUGUACUUGGCAAAUUAAUUUUUGCUGUACAUUUUGGGAUGUUAUACACAUUAUUUUAAGUAGGCAACUAUUAAACAGAACUUAAAUUCA